Molecule: messenger RNA, 1091 nt
Organism: Rubroshorea leprosula
Lineage: Eukaryota; Viridiplantae; Streptophyta; Magnoliopsida; Malvales; Dipterocarpaceae
Source: the annotation of a GenBank genome assembly
AAUUUUAAAUAUAUAUAUAUAUAUAAAUAACUGUUAGUCAUUGCCUUCCUUAGACAACCUGGUAAAAAGGGGAGUUACACAAGAAAUAACAUGCCCGAAUUGUCAUAUGGCUGAUGAAACCUUAAUGCAUCUUUUAUUUUACUGCCCUCAUGUGGAGCCAAUAUGGUUUGGUUCAACCUUGGGCCUUAAUCCUAGGCAACUGAGGGUGAACUGCUUUAGUGAAUGGUGGAAAUACAUCAAUGGUACUGCUAAGCAAAUGGGAAUACCAUCUAUGGUAGAACAUUGUGCUAUUAUAUGCUGGCAUAUAUGGAAGGCAAGAAAUGAGCAAUAUUUCGAACAUGUUGUCCUAAAUCCCCACCAAAUCCUUGUCCGUAUUUCUGCUAUGACCCAAGAAUGCUCCUCUCUCUUGAAUACACAUUUACUGGUUUCCCCUUCCAGAUCACGAGCUCAGGGCAAACAACAACAGCCAUCUUGGGUCAAACCUCUUAUGGGUUUCCUCAAAGUCAAUGUUGACACUUCUUACUCAUCCCAAACAGGAUCUGCAACUUUUGCCAUGGUAGCUCGCAACUUUAAAGGUGAAAUAUGUUUUGGCAAUUCAUGGCUCUCAGUAGCACUUUCACCAAUUAUGGCAGAGGCUGCCGCUCUAUACAAAGCUGUUCAAUAUGUGGAAAGCCUGGGAACUAACAAUGUAUUUUUUGAAUCAGACAAUCAGGCCUUAAUUGCUCACCUUUUGCAACCUGACAAACCUCUCCCAUGGGAGAUUAGUUUACUCAUUUUGUCCAUCAGACAAAUCACUCACCGCCACCGAGAUUUCUUGUUUUCAUAUGUACCAAGGAGGGGUAACAAGGUUGCUGAUUGGGUGGCAAAACAAUCACUUAAAGGGCAAUGCCCCUUUUUUUGGGCACAUAGGCCUCCCAAUGUAAUGCUUUCAUUACUGAUACAGGAUGGUCUCUGUAAAUAAUGUACAUUAUUCUGAAAUAUUAUAUAUAAUUACCUUUUCCUCAAAAAAAUAAUAAUAAUAAUAAUAACUGUUAGUUGACCCCGUUUACAAUUCUUGAGUUAAGAUAAAUUAAUAAUUACCAAGUAUCGCU